Eurytemora carolleeae is the source of this 1750-nucleotide messenger RNA. Its product is annotated as disrupted in renal carcinoma protein 2 homolog. Gene Ontology annotation, molecular function: transmembrane transporter activity. Bases 174 to 1727 code for a protein of 517 amino acids. Gene Ontology annotation, cellular component: membrane; intracellular membrane-bounded organelle. Gene Ontology annotation, biological process: transmembrane transport. The transcript has a single exon. The record is from RefSeq and is a predicted model, not a curated record. Lineage: Eukaryota; Metazoa; Arthropoda; Copepoda; Calanoida; Temoridae.
CCUUAAACACCAUGUAUUGUGACAGAUUGUUUAUUAUUAAACUUCUAACCACAAUAAGAAGGAAUUGAACCACAGUAUUGAAAUUGUUUUAUUCUGAACACAGUUCAUGAUACUCUGUGAGACGUCUUUUAGAUUCACAUAUUACACAUAUAGAUCUAAAUAAUUAAAGCAAAAUGGAAGUAGAUACUGAGGAGAUCAUUCCUGUACUUAUUGAUGAUUCUUUGGAUGAAUCUACUCAAGAAUCUCGUGAAACACCGCACAUAUUAGAGAAUGGUUCCUUGAAUCCACAUUAUUUAGAACCUCAACCUCCUUCUCAGCAUGCUUUACCGAAACAGGACAGUACAGACAGUUGUGGUGUUCCUGAAAUGAAGGCUUAUAAAAGAAGAUGGUACAUUCUCAUUGUGUUUAGUGCUUUAGCUUGUCAUCAGUGCACGGUUUGGAACACUUGGGGACCAAUAGCAAGCUCUGUUCAGGUUGCCUACGGCUGGAGUGAUGGCACUGUUGCCAUGAUGGCUAAUUGGGGUACUAUAAUGUUUGUAAUAUCAGUGGUGCCUCUUUCCUGGUUUAUAGAACACAAGGGGCUUCGUCCAACCUGUAUUUUGGUCUCGGGAUUUAUAUUAGUUGGAUCAGUGCUUCGCUGUUGUCAAGUUUUUAUAACAGACGCAAGACUAUUUUUGGCAAGCUGUCACAUUUGUUCUAUUCUUAAUGGUAUAGCUGGAGUCACUAUAAUGGCCGCUCCUCCACUUAUAUCUAGUCUCUGGUUUCCUCAGAACGAGAGAACUACAGCAACCAGUAUCAAUCAAGCAGGCAAUAUGCUUGGAAAUGGCCUUUCAAUGCUAAUAGGUCCAGCACUAGUUAUGGUAAAUGAAACAAACAGUAAUGAUACAUCUAAAUUUGAUUAUCUAUCAAAUUUUGGAAUACAAUUAAUAAAAAUUCCGUUCAACAGAGACAAAGAGGACAUAAAACAUGAUAUAAACACCUACAUGUAUGUUGACGCUGCCAUAGCUGCAAUACUCUUUACAUUGUUUUGUAUUUACUACCCCUCGAGGCCUGAAUUAGCACCCACAGCAACAUCGGUUAUUACAAGAACAACUUUUUCUACUGGCAUAAAGAACCUUGUUACAAAUAGAGAUGUUCUUCUUGUUUGCUUUGCAUACAGUCUCUCUCAGGGGAUUAUGGGGGCAUGGAUGAGUGUUAUUGUUUUCAAUCUGAGGGAUCUAAACAUAACAGAUCAGGAGGUUGGAUACAUAGGACUUGGAUCAGUCAUAGGUCAAUGCUUCACAUCCAUGUUGGCUGGAUUUUUCACAGACAAACUUAGAAACAAGAUGAAAUUAACAUUAGUUUUACUUCUAUCCAUAUCAGGAUCUCUUUUCCUUCUUCUGAUACUGAUGUGCCUGAAGAUUGUACCAUCUAACUAUUUGAUAUUCUGCAUUGUGAUAAUAGCUGCCACUUCCCUUAACUACGCCUGUUGUCCACUCUUCUUUGAGCUCUGUGUUGAGAUAGCGUACCCGAUCAGCGAAAGUUUGGUGGGUGGAUUCCUUACAUCAAUGAACAAUCUAGUAGGAAUUAUAUUUCUUUUCUUAUUCUUCAUUCCAAACAUUGGAUCCCUAUGGAUCAACUAUCUUCUUCUUGGAUCAGUAGUUUUCUCUAUACCAGCUGUUCUACUAACAAAAGAACGCUAUAACAGAAGUAGAGUGGAUGAAAUAGUUAACAGUAUGACUCAAUAAAAAUGAUGCCUAUUGUAAAGUCA